GAGCACCGUUAAAUCGUGCAUUGUCAUGAGACUCGCGAUGUUUUGUCAAAUAGUACCGAUGUUUCGUGAAUGAGAUAGAUGAAUAAACAAAAUUUCGAUAGAGGUGUUUCACGACUACCGUAAACCGAAGGUUUCCACGGUGCUCGUUGAAGGUACGAGUUCGCGCUUGCGAUUUGGCGUGUAUCGCAUGUGCCCGCGGUGUUCCGGAAAGAGCGUAGUACUGUCUUUGACGCAGAAUUGAUUUCUGAAGUUGUUGGAUACACGAACGAAAACUCCGUCGAAGUAUCGAGGGACACGUAAGCGUUGAUAUGCCGCUACUUCGUAAACAGCCUUUCCAACGACUUCACGUCUCUUCGGACUUCAGGGACGACGACGAAGUUUUCCAUUGUGAGGUUACCAACGAAAUCUUCAAGGACUACAAUGAGUUUUGCGAACGAAUCAUAUUAUGCAACUCGUUGAUAUGGUCUUGCAGUAUUACUGGCAGAAGCAAUAUGACCUAUGAAGAGGCUCUACAGUAUGAGGAAAAUGCUAAAAAGAGUCUCAAGGAAUUUCCUAUGGAGCUACGCAUACCUAUAUUGUAUCUUGCCAGUAAAACAAAUAGAUCAUCCUUCAAUGAAAUGAUAGAGGAUGUGUACUUAUUUGCAAGGGAAAGGUUUUUUGUGGGAGAAAUGGUAGAGGCAAGUUUUACAGAAGACUCUUGGUGUGAUUGUCAUGUUCUUCAGGUUAUUUCACCUACAGAGCAACAAUUAAAAUUGUAUGCUAAGGAAAAUAGGAACUCUCAAGACCAACAGUAUCAACCACCAGCAAAAUUGUUUCGUUAUGAAGUGGAACAGUUGGACUGUGGAGAUUCUGAUGUCAGUCAACUUAUGAUAGUGGAAGCAGAACAAGUGAGAAGAAGGAAACAACAUUAUAGUAGAGAAAGAAAUAGAAUAUUUCUGCGCCAGUUAUGCGAACAAAAUGAAAGUGGUAUAUGGGUUGUUAAAGAUAGUGUUUUACAAAAAUAUGGAAUUAGUAAAGUUCGUUUUGACACCAUAUUUGCUGGUCCCCCACCCGAUUUUGCCUCACGCAUUAAACGAUUUGUUAAGCAUAAGCAGGAAUCAAUAGAAAAGUUUCUUACAUCAAAUGUAUCAAAACAGAAAGCACCAGAAAAACCUGAUCCUCUCAAAAAGGUAAAUCAAACAGGGGUGGAUAUAAAAAAAUUUCGAAAGCCAAGAACGAACGGAAAGUUCAAAGAAGACCUCAAAGCAAAAGCUCUGGAGCAGAAAGCAAAACGCAAAGAAGAAAGAGUCUUAAAAAGCGAACGUAAAAAGGAAGAAAAACAGAAAUUAGCCGCCUUGGCUGCAUAUGUUAGACAGUGGAAUAAACCAAGGGAGGAUCUUGAAUGCGAAGAUCUUGCACCUAUUCCACAAGCUACCGUGCUUAACAGUAGCAUACCUAACGAAAAAUUUGGCGAUAGCGUUAUGAUUUUAGAAUUUCUAGAGUUUUUUAACGAUGAAUUAGAAGUCAGUACAUAUUUUCCAAAUGGCUUUACUUUAGACUUCUUAGAAAGAGCAUUGUUAACAAAAGAAGCAUCUGGACCUUGGAGCGAUCUCUUGCAAUUGUUACUGUCAAAUAUCUUCAAAUAUCAAGCAGACGAAGAAGAUGAAAUUCAAGCGUCUGGUAUAGUAAACGUUACCGGCAUAUACGAAGGAGCAUCAUCGAUGACAAAAGCUGUUAAACUUGCGACAUUGGCUUCUACUUGGAGUCAAAUGUAUCAAGGCUGUCAACUAUCCGAACUCGCGUUGGAUCAUUUAACAGUAAGCGAGAUUUUAAGGCAACAUUUGUUGGGUUCUGGAGGACGAAUAGGCGAAGUCGCUUCUAAAUGGAGAUACUCUCAAAGAGGUGGAUACACAAAUCAAGAUGAUCCUGCGCUUCUUAUGAGAAUAAACGAGGCAUAUAUUUUGAGAUUAUUAGGGCAUCGUAAUGUUCACGAAUUCGAUUUAGAUGAAAAGUUAAAGGUUGUGACGUGUCUGAUAAAUCAGUUGCUCACUUUUGCUUCGGUACGAGACGUGAUCGAGGAAAGGCAUGAGAAGAUUCAUCAAGCUAAAAAGGAACUGAGAUAUUGUAUACUAGCCGAACAAAGAAAGGAGAAGGAAGAAAAAGAAAAAAUGAGAGAGCGCGAGAAAGACAAAGAUAGCAAAAUACCAAAGAAGGUCACGCGUGGUAACUGCGAAGAAGAGAAACGAAAAGAAGAAUACGAAAAUAAAUUAAAAGAACUUCAGCAAGCAUCCAGAGACGAUAAAAUGAUGCUUUAUUUAGGUUCCGAUAGAGCUCAUCGUAGAUAUUGGAGAUUUUUAUCGAUACCGGGAAUAUUUGUUGAAAACGAUGAAUGGUGGCCAGGUAAUUGCCUUCCUGAAGGUACACCUUAUCAACCAGAGUUACAAGAUAGGGAAUCGACGUAUGCAUAUUUAAGAAAUAAAUUUGAAGAUGAAUUCAGCGAUAAAGAAAAUAGUUUCAAGAAGGCAAGAAAGUCUCCUAAGAAAGUGACAUUCGCUGAUAAGAAUGGGCUUAAAUCGCCGAGAAAAGACGUACCUCGAAAGGAAUUUAAACACGAUCACUCCGAUAUUAAGAAAAAUUUAAUGGCUUGUACAGGGAAUAAAGAAUGUCCGGUUCACUGCAAAAGAUUGGAACCGAAAUGGAGUUUCUACGGUACGCUGGAAGACAUAGAAGCUUUAAUAAAUGGUUUAAGUAAACGAGGAAUUAGAGAGGGAGAACUCAGAAAUAAUAUUAUACAAGAAAAGACGAGUUUAAUAUCCGUGAUCGAAGAAUGUCCUCGGCAUAAGCUUAAUCCUGAAGUUUUUUCAGGGCCAAUUAAAUUACAAACGAGUAAAACCACAAAGAAAAAUAAAUACGAAAAUGCUAACUUGAAUUAUACUUCCGACAUGGCUAUCGACACUGUUUUAGAACUAACUCUAAGGGAUUACAUUCUAGAUUUCGAAGAUAAAAUAAGAAUUGGUUGUUUAGGAAGUCUAAAAGUUGUCAGCCGCGAAGCAUGGAGACAUGCGAUUAAUAGCGGUCACUACGAUAAACAGUGCGAUAAGUUAGUGUACGGUACAAGUGAAGUUGAAGCAGACGUUGCUUCUAAUGUAACAUUGGACAAAGUUAAGAACGAAGCUAAACAUAGUAGGCCAAGUACUCCGGACUCAGAAAUUGGAAGUAUUAAUAUAAAGACUUAUAAAGACCCGGGAAAAUAUUUAGGUCCAGCAAAAGAAGAUGAAGUACUCAUAGACUGUAAGCAGCAAGCAACCAUCAAACAAAUGGCUUGCGCUAUUUUACAGUUAUCCCAUGCUAUAGAGCAAAAGUACUUACAGAGACCGUUAGGUGCCGAUGAGAAGGAUAAAAAAUGGUCUGGUGAAGAGUUCCGAGAGAGAUGGGAACAAUCGCUUAUGGCAUCGAACAGUUGGUCUCAAUUAUUUUUGCAUUUAAGUACUCUAGAAAACAGUGUCGCAUGGGGUAAAAGUGCGCUCAAUGCUCAGUGUCGCGUAUGUAGGCGACGACGGGACGCGGAGAAAAUGUUACUUUGCGAUGGAUGCAACAAAGGUCACCAUAUAUAUUGUUUAAAACCAAAACUGACGACUGUGCCGGAAGGAGAUUGGUAUUGUAAAACGUGUAAGCCACCAACGAAGUCGAAAGAGAAAAUUAAGAUGCGAAAGAAGUUCGAAGAAGAACUGGAAGAAGAAGUAAUAUUGACCAAAGAAACUCGACACAAUCGGGCUAGGCGCGUUCUUGAAAGCGAAGAUGAGGAGGAUCGUGAGGAUAAUGAACUGGAUCAGGAAAGCGAUGAGCAUAUGAGUACUGAACCAAUGAACGUGUGCACUGUGUGUAGAAGUGGUGGAAAACUGCUUAGUUGUGACGCGUGUUCAAACUUGUACCACAUAGAAUGUAUAGAACCUCCUAUAACGAGAGCACCUCGUGGAAGGUGGUCUUGUACAGACUGCAAGGAUAAAAAAGAUAAGAGAUCCGGUGCAAAAUAUGUGAGGGGGCGUGAAAGGGAAAGAGACAAGGAGAGACUGUGCGCUGCAGCAGCACGCUCUCGCAUCCAUGGCUUUGCCAAGAGCCUCCUCACUACAGAAUCUACAGACUGGGACGACAGUAGCAAUUCCGAAGACGCGGAACCAAGGCAAACCAGAAGAGCAGCAAAAAGGGCUGCUAAAAUAGAAGAAGAAGAUACAGGAUCGAUCAAAGGAUGCAUGUCGAGACUACAGGAGUUACUCGCGGAUAUUAGGCAUCACAGGGAUUCGUGGCCUUUUCUAUCACCCGUCACGAAAGCUGAAGUUCCAGAUUAUCACGAAAUUAUUUCCAAUCCUAUGGAUUUUGGUACAAUCAAAUAUAAACUUGACAAUGGAGAAUAUGAAACGUUGGAACAGUUCUUUAGUGAUUCUCAGUUAGUAUUCAAUAAUUGUCAAGCUUAUAACGAAGAGCACAGUUCCGUAUAUAAUUCCGUCUAUAGAGCAGGUAUGCGGUUACUGAAGUACAUUGAGAAACGGUGUAAGGAAUUGGGGUUGCAUUACGACGAGGAACUGUUGCGACCGCCAGCGAAGAAGCCGAAACUUGAUGAAAAUAUUCUUGCUGAUAGCGAAGACGAAGACACAGAAGAAAAGACAAGAUAGAAGUGAAGUACACGCUUCAACACGUUACACAUAUUGGAUUUAUUCUCUGAUUUCUACACUGAUGUCAAACAAUGUACAAAUUCAUACUUCGGCUAAGGUGUCCUGUAAAUCAUAUAUUAUCGAAAGACUCCAUUUGUUAAAAACUAGAAUAUCCCAUAUAUAAUUUACGAAAGUAAUUCACAGAAACAUGCGAUAAAAUGGAAGUAUAACAUAUACAAAGUGUUUCUUCAACACUUAUGGAACGUUUUCAUCUUCCCUUAGUCUUGCUAAAAUAAAAAAAAAAAGAAACAUGCACAGUAUUAUUCGUAGAAUUUUACGCAUAAUAUAAUUGCUCUCACAUAUUUUUAAGAGUCCGAUAUAAAGCGUUUUAUAAACAC
Hylaeus volcanicus is the source of this 5026-nucleotide messenger RNA. RefSeq names its product bromodomain adjacent to zinc finger domain protein 1A (gene Acf). The transcript is spliced from 10 exons. NCBI's taxonomy places the organism in Eukaryota, Metazoa, Arthropoda, Insecta, Hymenoptera, Colletidae. Gene Ontology annotation, biological process: chromatin remodeling. The record is from RefSeq and is a predicted model, not a curated record. Gene Ontology annotation, molecular function: protein binding. Bases 309 to 4649 code for a protein of 1446 amino acids.